AUGUGGCCGAAUCUGAUUAUGAUUUCUUCUGCUAAGGGUAUUCCACUUACAUUAUUGAAUGCUCGGAUGUCUGUGAAGUCCUUCAAAUUUUGGUCAGGAUUGGCGCUUUCCUUGAUAUCGUUAAUGCUAUCCAAGUUUGAUUUGAUUGUCCCACUGAGUACCACUCAGGCAAUACGCUUCCAGCUUCUGCAAGCUCCACCUUCAAUCAUAAAUUUUGCUGGUGAUUUGAAAUACGUGGUAGAACCUGACAUGACCAAGAGGAAUAUAGCAAGCACUGAAGAUUUGAAGGACGAGCUCUCUGAUAGGCAUGUAUGGGUUGCUGCAUCAGUUCAUAGAGGUGAAGAACAAGGUUUCCUGAGUUAUUGUUGCUUUCUAAGCACUCAUGACUGUCAUCUUUUCAGUAAUGUUAGCAGUUCGCAGAUCGUUGGCCCGAAGGAAUUGCAGUAA
Linum tenue is the source of this 447-nucleotide messenger RNA. NCBI's taxonomy places the organism in Eukaryota, Viridiplantae, Streptophyta, Magnoliopsida, Malpighiales, Linaceae. The record is from the annotation of a GenBank genome assembly.